GAUCCAUUUUCGGAAACUCUUCUCGGAGGAAGCGGAUGGCAGGGUUGCUUAUGCACAAGCCACGCGAACAGGUCUUUGAUGGGAUCGCAAUGCGUACUUGGAGAUGGCUUCUAUGCCGGUAUCUAAAUAUCAGGUUCUUAUUUCUUUCCAUUUUUAUUUACUUCUCAGUUUGCAUUGACUUUAAUAAUGGUAUUUGCUGAGAUUCUGUGCACCAUGAUCCACUCUGCCAAAUUCAGGAUGCGGCACGGACUUGGUCGCGUGAGAAGACGCGCCGUUUCAUUUUACGCAUUUGCUGACAUCCUCAUCCUCACCGCUGAAAGAACUAAAUCAUCUGAAAACUUACAUAAGUCACAUCAAAACCGGACUCUACGCUAUAAUUCACAAAGUUGUAACCGCAGCCUCUUCAAACAUCGACACCUUCCGUCAAGCCACAACGCCUCAAUCAUAACGCCAUCAAAAUGUCAACAUCAGUCAAAGAACUCCUCCUCAUACCUUCCGACGCCAUGACUCUUCAUGGAAAAGUCCUAGGCGCAGAUGCAACAGCAACAACAUACCUUCUCAACUGUCCCCCCGACGCCGACACCUGUGACAGGAACGGACAUACAAUCACCCUAGGGCCAUGGGCCGAGAAAACCCUCGCAUCAGGCGCAGACCCAACUGGAACCAUGGAUGUUGUUAUCACGGAGCCACAAGACGGUACAAAGUGGUUUUAUUCGCUCCAUUGUGAGAUGAGCAGAUCUGUUGCGCAGGACUGUACCAUGAUCAACGAACCGGCUGACGGUCCCUCGACAAUUAGACCUACAACGCUAAAGGGCCAGUCUGAUUUGAGAGAAAUUUAUGGUCCGACGUUUGAGUAUGGGAAGGUUACGCUUACUGCUGGGCUGGAGAAGCUUAAGAGCGAAUAUUCGACUACUACUUCGGCGACAGGUGAGACUGAUGAUACAGCAUCUGUUUCUAGGGAAACAGGUAGUUCGACGGCUAGCGCUGAUGCUCCGGAGGAGUCGAAUGGCGCUUCGGGAGGUGUGAGAUUUUCUUUGGUUGUAUUAUGCGCGGGACUGUUUGUUACAAUGGUAUUGUCACUGUGAGCAUCUCUUGGUAGUCCUCAGGAAAGUCGCGAGGUAGCUAAGUUCAUUGCUUUACGCAAGGUAGAUGAGAUCCAUUAAUAAACAAGAGACAUAUGCUGGAAUGUUAGAACUCUCUAGAAACUUCAAACUAUUGUAUUAGAUGUCGUAGAGGACUUGGCAUGUUAAUUGUUGGUAGAUCGAGAGUUUUGUCGGGGAAUCCUUGUCGAUUUCUUGGAAGUAAUAUUUUACGAAAUUUGAGUCGAGGUAUGUUUCGUUCGGUGGGGAGUUCAGGAAGUGAGAGGCAAGCUAUCUAUCUCCAGGGCUUCAGAUAACCGACAUCAAUUGAGACAGAGUUAUAGGGUAGUCACUGACUACCGGUCCAAAUAAGGUCGUGUUUCCAAAGGGCAGGAAUAGCGUACCACUCAACCCAUUCCGUACACUUCCAAAGAGGCUUC
This is a messenger RNA of Fusarium redolens, 1519 nucleotides long. RefSeq lists its product as uncharacterized. The record is from RefSeq and is a predicted model, not a curated record. Lineage: Eukaryota; Fungi; Ascomycota; Sordariomycetes; Hypocreales; Nectriaceae. The coding region runs from base 459 to 1085 and encodes 208 amino acids. The transcript has a single exon.